AUGGGAGAAAUACAAGUUAGCAAAGAAGACUUGAUUCAGCUGAAGACGCUGAUACUAAGCGAGCCCAUAUUCGCAGCAAUAUCAAAAACAUGCAAAUAUUGCACUAUGUUUAUGAGCAGUAUGAAGGAGCUCAAGCAGGAAUCAAAUCUGUUUAUCAUGAACAAGGACACACACGGUCUUCUAUUCGACAAACUACGACACGUAGUAAAAGAGGUGUACAAACACAGGACAGUGCCUAUAAUAUUCAUCAAAGGAAGGUUUAUAGGAGGAUUUAGCGAUUUCCAAAAGUACACAGGAAAUAUAAAGGGGCUCCUUGCUCUUGAAUCGCUUGAAAAGGCGUUGGUAUUCACAGAAGAAGGGAAAUUGUUAUGA
Nematocida minor is the source of this 372-nucleotide messenger RNA. RefSeq names its product glutaredoxin 3. Lineage: Eukaryota; Fungi; Microsporidia. The record is from RefSeq and is a predicted model, not a curated record. The transcript has a single exon. Bases 1 to 372 code for a protein of 123 amino acids.